This is a messenger RNA of Calliphora vicina (urban bluebottle blowfly), 407 nucleotides long. RefSeq names its product venom peptide Pc-like. The transcript has 3 exons. The coding region runs from base 51 to 314 and encodes 87 amino acids. Lineage: Eukaryota; Metazoa; Arthropoda; Insecta; Diptera; Calliphoridae. The record is from RefSeq and is a predicted model, not a curated record.
UUUCGAGAACUUUAAACGUACAAAUCAAUAAGAUUAAGAAGUGUUUAAACAUGAAGUACAUCCUAUUAGUUCUGUGCACAGUUUUGGCUGUUUUUGCUUUAGCUCAAGCUGAUGAGUGCAAAUUUGAGGGUCAUGUUAUGAAAGUUGGAGAAACAUACUCGCCAACCGGUGAAUGUAUUGAAUAUAGUUGUGUUGGACCCAAUUCCAUAACGGGUAAAACCUGCCCCGAAUUUCAAACAGGUAAAUCCUGCAAACGCAUUGCCGGUGACAGCUCCAAGCCGUAUCCCCAGUGUUGUCCCAAGCCUGAAUGUUAACAUUAAAUGUAUAUUGUCGAUUUUGAAGGAUUUACAUGUAUAAAAAAAAUAAUUUCAAUAAAAAUUCCAAAAAAAAAAUAUUGCAAAAGAAAA